GGUUUCGUUCUCUUUCUUUCACGCGUCCUUACUGCGAGAUAAUAUACUGUCUUUAAACCAGCUGUUAAAGCGAUCCUUCGAAGCACUGCAAAGAUGCCGAGGGAAGACAGGACCACGUGGAAGUCCAACUAUUUUAUGAAAAUCAUCCAACUGCUGGAUGACUACCCCAAAUGCUUCAUUGUGGGUGCAGACAAUGUGGGCUCGAAGCAGAUGCAGGCCAUUCGUCUCUCUCUGCGUGGGAAGGCUGUGGUGCUCAUGGGUAAAAACACCAUGAUGCGCAAAGCCAUCCGUGGCCACCUGGAGAACAACCCUGCCCUGGAGAAGUUGCUGCCCCACAUCAAAGGAAAUGUGGGCUUCGUCUUCACCAAGGAGGACCUGGCUGAGAUCCGGGACAUGCUGCUGGCCAACAAGGUGCCAGCUGCUGCUCGUGCCGGCGCUAUUGCCCCCUGUGACGUGACUGUGCCAGCCCAGAACACUGGGCUUGGUCCUGAGAAGACCUCCUUCUUCCAGGCCCUGGGCAUCACCACCAAGAUCUCCAGAGGAACCAUUGAAAUCCUGAGCGAUGUGAUGCUCAUCAAGCCUGGAGACAAGGUGGGAGCCAGUGAGGCCACGCUGCUCAACAUGUUGAACAUCUCGCCCUUUUCCUUUGGUCUGCUCAUCCAGCAGGUGUAUGAUAGCGGUAGUGUCUAUAGCCCUGAGGUGCUCGACAUUACUGAGGAUGCUCUGCACGCCAGGUUCCUGGAGGGUGUGAGGAACAUCGCCAGUGUGUGUCUGGAGAUCGGAUACCCGACUCUGGCCUCCAUUCCCCACACCAUCAUCAACGGCUACAAGAGAGUCCUGGCUGUUGCCGUGGAGACUGACUACUCCUUCCCCCUGGCAGACAAGGUGAAGGCUUACCUGGCUGACCCCACUGCCUUCGCUGUUGCUCCUGUGGCUGUGGCCGAGACUGCCGCUGCCCCAGCCGCCGCUAAGGAGGAGGCCAAGGAGGAGUCUGAGGAGGGCUCGGACGACGACAUGGGCUUUGGCCUAUUCGACUAGAAGGCAGCCGACACUACUCUUAUGGUUGCUGACCCAAUUCAAGAAGAUCAUUGAAUGUAAUAAAAACCUCCACAAAAUCAAA
This is a messenger RNA of Salvelinus namaycush (lake trout), 1120 nucleotides long. RefSeq names its product 60S acidic ribosomal protein P0-like. The record is from RefSeq and is a predicted model, not a curated record. Bases 94 to 1038 code for a protein of 314 amino acids. Gene Ontology annotation, biological process: ribosome biogenesis; ribosomal large subunit assembly; cytoplasmic translation. The transcript has 8 exons. Gene Ontology annotation, molecular function: structural constituent of ribosome; large ribosomal subunit rRNA binding. NCBI's taxonomy places the organism in Eukaryota, Metazoa, Chordata, Actinopteri, Salmoniformes, Salmonidae. Gene Ontology annotation, cellular component: cytosolic large ribosomal subunit.